Huiozyma naganishii CBS 8797 is the source of this 1056-nucleotide messenger RNA. RefSeq names its product ubiquitin-protein ligase PSH1 (gene PSH1). The transcript has a single exon. NCBI's taxonomy places the organism in Eukaryota, Fungi, Ascomycota, Saccharomycetes, Saccharomycetales, Saccharomycetaceae. The record is from RefSeq and is a predicted model, not a curated record. The coding region runs from base 1 to 1056 and encodes 351 amino acids.
AUGACUCGAGUAAAGCCUAUAUGUGAUGCUUUGGGCAAGAAGCGAUUCAAAAAAGUGUGUGAGAAUCUGCUUGAAUGCUGUGUCUGCACCAUCUGCCACGAAUUGAUGAGUGUGCCGAUGAUGGUUGAGUGUGGCCACAAUUACUGCUACACGUGUUUGAAGCACUGGCUGACUUCUAAUGAGAACACGGUGCUGAAGUGUCCCGACUGUCGAUCCGUGGUGAGCCAUCCUCCGAACAUGAACAUGUUUUUGGACCAUCAAUUAAAAUACAUCCUGGAAAUGCUCGUGAAGAACGCUGCCCCUGAUUCUGAGUGGGUGGCAAUUCUAGCUCAGAGGGACAAUGAUAUGACCGCAUAUCGUCGAGACGCAACGUCGAAGAACCUUUUCGACGGUGUGUUUGUGAACUCUACACUCGCUGUGACGGAUAUGGACGACGACGGGAUCCCCCGGUGCGGGAACUGCCAUUGGGAGCUGGAUCCAGACGAUGUGGACGACGAUGGCGACGAUAACGUGUGUCCGCAUUGUCAUUUCCGGAUACGGAACGUAAUUCGGCCCUCGCGGGACACGGAGGGGACGGGGGUUCCUCCUGCCCUCGCGGACGACUACAGCGAGGGCGAAUACGAAAGUAUCACUGUAGAGAUGCAGCGUGGGGGAAACCAGCGUGCUUCUGAAUCAGAUUACGAGUCCGGGUCCUCGGAAGACAGGCCGCGCGGGUCCGUGUACGAUCUGGAGGCGCAGGAUAGCGGCUCGGGCGACGAGCCCCACGAUGACGAAAUGGACUCCGAUUUGGACUCUUUCAUAGAGAACGACGAGGAGGAAACGGACGGCCCUGGAAGCAACGACAACGACAGCACCUUGGGCCGCAGAAAGAGAGUGUACGCCGUGCUGGAUGCGGACGAGAGCGACUCGCAGCAGUCGUCCCCUGACAGCGACUUCUACGAGCACAACAGCGCGGACGAGUUCGUGAGUGGCGAUAGCCUCGACGAGCAGAGUCCGGACCCGACGGGACGAAGACGCGGACCCAGGGUGGCCCUGGUGCUGAGCGAUGACGAGUGA